GGCGCAUGCUCCGUGGCGGUCGGGGAGCAAGGACUGGCUCCGGCAGCGGCCUUCGCGGCCCGCGAAGUCCCGGCCCCGGUGCGGGCAUGGCGGCCAGCCUGUGGAUGGGGGAUCUGGAGCCCUACAUGGAUGAGAACUUCAUAUCCAGAGCCUUCGCCACUAUGGGGGAGACUGUCGUGAGCGUCAAAAUUAUCCGAAACCGCCUCACUGGGAUCCCAGCUGGCUACUGCUUUGUAGAAUUUGCAGAUUUGGCUACAGCCGAGAAGUGUUUGCAUAAAAUUAAUGGGAAACCCCUUCCAGGAGCCACACCUGCAAAACGUUUUAAACUGAACUAUGCCACUUACGGGAAACAGCCAGAUAAUAGCCCGGAAUACUCCCUCUUUGUGGGGGACCUGACCCCAGAUGUGGACGAUGGCAUGCUGUAUGAAUUCUUCGUCAAAGUCUACCCCUCCUGUCGGGGAGGCAAGGUGGUUUUGGACCAGACAGGCGUGUCUAAGGGCUAUGGAUUUGUGAAAUUCACAGAUGAACUGGAACAGAAGCGAGCCCUGACAGAGUGCCAGGGAGCAGUAGGACUGGGGUCUAAACCAGUGCGGCUGAGCGUGGCAAUCCCCAAAGCGAGCCGUGUGAAGCCAGUGGAAUAUAGCCAGAUGUACAGUUACAGCUACAACCAGUAUUACCAGCAGUACCAGAACUACUAUGCUCAGUGGGGUUAUGACCAGAACACAGGCAGUUACAGCUACAGUUACCCCCAAUAUGGCUACACGCAGAGCACCAUGCAGACAUAUGAAGAAGUUGGAGAUGAUGCAUUGGAAGACCCGAUGCCGCAGCUGGAUGUGACUGAGGCCAACAAGGAGUUCAUGGAGCAGAGUGAGGAGCUGUACGAUGCACUAAUGGACUGUCACUGGCAGCCUCUGGACACGGUGUCUUCAGAGAUCCCUGCCAUGAUGUAGCCAGGACAAGCCAGAAUGGACUAUGUAAAGGAGAUCAGAGACUUCUUUUUAAAAAAUUAUAAGAACUUUUACCUUUUUGGAAAUAUUUUUAAAAUUUUAAUAAUGAACCAUGUUUCCUAUGGAUGAAUAUUCUUGCAAUGCUGCUGGCUUCCCAUCUAAUUUCAGUUUGAAAACCAAGGGACCAACUGUUGAAGAUUGUCCUUUUCCAUCCCUGAGCAUCCUUUAACUCUCAUGUUUUUUUGAACAAGAAUCAUUUACACAGUAGGAUCAUCCAUACCCUUGGCCAUGAGAAGCCUGGAAUUAUUAACCAAAAGUGGAUUAGAUAAAAACAUUUUAGUGAACACUGGUUUACAGAGGCCCCUCUCACUCUUAGGGUGAGACACUUAAUCAUUAACAUAUUAUGGGGUUAAAAUGUGGAGUCCCAGGGUGGCCCAGUGGUUAACCAAAAGGUGAUGGUGGUUUGAACCUACCCAGAGGUACCUCAGAAGAAAGGCUUGGCAACCUGCUUCUGAAAGGCGGUUGUGUG
Molecule: messenger RNA, 1476 nt
Organism: Trichechus manatus latirostris (Florida manatee)
Lineage: Eukaryota; Metazoa; Chordata; Mammalia; Sirenia; Trichechidae
Gene: TRNAU1AP
Product: tRNA selenocysteine 1 associated protein 1
Exons: 9
Coding region: 6-950 (314 amino acids)
Biological process (GO): selenocysteine incorporation
Cellular component (GO): nucleus
Molecular function (GO): tRNA binding
Source: RefSeq, a predicted model, not a curated record